AUGGAACCAGAAGACGACGAAGAGCCGCCGCUCGCCGUCGCAAUCGACGACGUCGUUGAACAUGAGAUUCCACCGGUAGGCGUCACUGUCAUCACUGGCUAUCUCGGUGCCGGCAAGUCGACGUUGGUGAAUUAUAUAUUGAAUGGCCAACAUGGGAAGAGAAUAGCAGUAAUAUUGAAUGAAUUUGGGGAGGAGAUAGGAGUGGAAAGAGCAAUGAUCAAUGAAGGUGAAGGUGGUGCUCUUGUAGAGGAGUGGGUUGAGCUGGCAAAUGGAUGCAUUUGUUGUACUGUGAAGCAUAGCUUGGUUCAGGCACUAGAGCAACUUGUGCAGAGGAAAGAAAGGCUUGACCACAUAUUAUUAGAGACCACAGGGUUGGCAAACCCUGCUCCACUAGCAUCAGUCCUUUGGUUGGAUGAUCAGUUGGAAGCUGAUGUCACGCUUGACUCUAUUAUCACUGUUGUUGAUGCCAAAAACCUCCAUUAUCAGCUCAAGUCACAUAAUGACUCUUCUUCGUUUCCAGAAGCAUACUAUCAAAUAGCAUUUGCGGAUGUUGUGAUUCUUAACAAAGUUGAUCUUGUUUCUUCCGAUGAUUCUGGAGCUCCUUUAGAGGAUCUGGAAAAGGAGAUAUAUAAUAUCAAUGCCCUUGCCAGUAUUAUCCGUUCCGUCCGGUGCCAAGUUGACUUGUCCAAAAUACUGAACUGCCGAGCAUACAAUGCUACACAUGCGACUCAUUUGGAAGCAUUGUUGCAAGAAAAUAAAAAGCUAUCUACCAGAGAUCUUCACGACAGCAGUGUGAGAACUUUAUGCAUUUGUGAACCAAAGGAAGUUGAUUUUGAUAAGGUUAGGACAUGGAUUGAGGAGAUUAUUUGGGACAAGAAAUAUGGCAUGGAUGUUUAUCGGUGCAAAGGAGUCUUAAGUGUCGUAAACUCUGAUAAACUUCAUACUCUGCAGGCCGUGAGGGAACUAUACGAGAUUGUUCCAACUCGCAAAUGGAAAGAUGGAGAAAACAGAAUCAACAAAAUAGUUUUUAUAGGCAGAUUGCUAAAUGAAGAGAUUCUUAUGGACUCUUUGAGAGCUUGUACCUUGCCUUUCGGCUAUUUUCAAGAGGAUCUUGAGUUCGAUAGAAUGUAA
This is a messenger RNA of Fraxinus pennsylvanica, 1131 nucleotides long. Lineage: Eukaryota; Viridiplantae; Streptophyta; Magnoliopsida; Lamiales; Oleaceae. The record is from the annotation of a GenBank genome assembly.